CUAGAAUUUCACCCCUCAAUGUCGACGACAUCUGGACGCGUCGGAUAUCUCUCUUGGACACCGCGAGACGCGUAUCUGAGCCCAGGAAACCUGGUGUGCUCAAUAACAGCCAUCGCCGUUGUCGUUCUUCGCUUGGAAGCCGAGGCCUAUCAACCAAACUGCGCAGAAUGAUCCCUGACUGCCUUCUCUUUGUUUCCAGCUUCCAUGUCCUCCGAGACGAUUCCUCUUCUAGAGGUAGACCCCGAUUAUCACUGUGAGGAAGAUGUCUACAGUCGCUUCACGCCAGCCAGGAAGAGGACUAUCGUAGCACUCGUCUCAUGGAGCGCUUUGCUUCCUAGUACGGCCAUCGUUGCGAGCCAUGCAUGAUACCCAACUUACGUCUCUAGUGUUCGCCUCUGGCACCUUUGUUCCUUCCAUACCACAAAUCGCCGUAGAUCUCAAUUCAACAGGUCCGACCAUCAGCUUUGCAGUGAGUCUCUCCAUUCUUGCGUCGGCCCUGGGUGCUAUGGUGUCUGCUACCUACUCCUCGUUUUAUGGCCGCCGCCCCGUCUACCUGAUAGGCACCCCCCUCCUUUGCAUCGGCUCCAUUGGCGUCGCACUCUCCAACGGUGUCGCAGAAAUGAUGAUAUGGCGCCUCAUUCAAGCACUCGGCACCUCUGGAGGCAUGUCCAUCGGCGCUGCGGUUAUAGGCGAUAUCUACAAGCUCACCCAACGCGGGACAGCCAUGGGGAUCUUCUUCGGUGCAUCCCUUUUGGGACCGGCACUCGCACCCGUUGCAGGUGGUUGGGGCGCGCAUUAUGCGUCAUGGAGAUGGACGCAGAUUGCUCUUGCUAUUUGGGGCUUUUUGGCUUUCUUAUCCAUAUUAUUGUUCUUUCCAGAGACAAGUCACCCAGGAUCCCGGGGGAUCGACAAGCUUCGUGAACUUGAAGGCCAAUCGUCCAAGCGCUGUAUAUGGGUAUGGCUCAAUCCUUUUGCGUCUCUGACUUUGCUGCGAAGUCCGAACCUUGUACUUUCUACACUUGCCGGAGCAGCCGUCUUAAUAACAGAUUAUGUGCUACUAAUGCCCGUGGCCUACACCAUCGGUGUCAAGUAUAACAUCACCAAUGAAUUUCUCAUAGGCGCAUGCUUUAUCCCUUGCGGACUCGGUAACAUAAUCGGCGCCCCCAUAGCAGGCUGGCUCUCAGACCGCGUGGUCAUCGCUUCCCGUACCAAAUACGGCACUGACAUCUGGCGACCCGAGGCACGCCUCAAGGCCGCUCUUCCAGGCGCUAUGCUCCCCGUUCCUCUGUCAGUCCUACUAUCUGGACUGGUAACGCACUUUGUCCAGGGUAAGGUUGGCCUGAUACUAAACCUCUUCUGCUUCCUCAUGAAUGGGAUCGGCGUGGACCUGGUACUGACUCCGGCGAGCGCAUAUAUCGUGGAUGUGGUGCACGAGAGGAGCGCGGAGGUCAUGGCUGCUACUACCGGGUUGAGGGCGAUCGUGCUUGCAGCCGCGACGUCAGGGAUUUUGCCCUCGAUUAAAUAUAUAGGCGUGCUCGCAACUGACGUGAUUGCGACUGUCAUUGCAUGGUCUGCGUUUGUGAUGAUUUGGGUAAUCAUUCGGUAUGGUCAGAGAAUGCGGGAAUGGGUGGAUGUUGGUUAUACAACAUUGAAAGAUGUAUAGAGUUUAGAGUCUGCAUUGCUACCGGUUGUAACAUAGACCAAUAUGUAUUCUGGCCAACUUUAUCUAAUUCCUA
Molecule: messenger RNA, 1736 nt
Organism: Guyanagaster necrorhizus
Lineage: Eukaryota; Fungi; Basidiomycota; Agaricomycetes; Agaricales; Physalacriaceae
Product: MFS general substrate transporter
Exons: 11
Coding region: 359-1663 (434 amino acids)
Biological process (GO): transmembrane transport
Cellular component (GO): plasma membrane
Molecular function (GO): transmembrane transporter activity
Source: RefSeq, a predicted model, not a curated record